Stereum hirsutum FP-91666 SS1 is the source of this 869-nucleotide messenger RNA. RefSeq lists its product as uncharacterized. The transcript is spliced from 2 exons. NCBI's taxonomy places the organism in Eukaryota, Fungi, Basidiomycota, Agaricomycetes, Russulales, Stereaceae. The record is from RefSeq and is a predicted model, not a curated record. Bases 34 to 501 code for a protein of 155 amino acids.
AUUUCGUUCUCUGAGCCGUCCCUGCCUAUCCCGAUGGACACCGGCGCGAAGAACGUUGCCUUUCCGCCUUCGGCUCCAGCGAAGGCUGCUAAUGGUGGUCCUCCUCCUUCACCUGCCAAUGGAGCCACUACCCCGACUCGUGAGCGGAGAACGAGCGCGUCGCAUCAGUUUUUCCCGUUUCGGUUGGUGUCGAAGAGACAUCGGACGGUGUCUGCUGCAUCUGUGGAUGCUGUGGAUGGCACAGUUGGGGGUAACAGCACGAUUCUUACCUCGCCUGCAGGGUCGACGCGUAGCCCGACGCCGAAGCUGCCUGCUCCUCAGCGAGACCCUGUGCAGGCUACGAACGAAUGGAGGAUCAAAGAAGAUGCGGACCUUCGCGAUGCACCAAAACCGCGCAGGAAGAGACCGGGAGUCACGUUCGAAGGGUAUGAGAGCGAUCAUCCUCAUGCCCAACGGAAUAAACCUGCGUACCACACUCGGCCCAGCCGACCAUCACGAUGAGGGCUACUACACAAUUUUCUCUUGGUUUCGCGGUCUGUCAACCGCCCCGUUUGGAGUGGUGUGCGUCGUCGAUGGUGCUUUCGGCUUUCUGUUUAUACUGCUUUCGUUGUUUGACUUUGCUCUCUUGAUAAGUUAUGUUUUGACGCAUCUGAUAGGUCGCUCGCUCGUCGAUAGCUAUCGUUUCGCUCGUUUCCCUCCUGAAAUUUCCUCUUGGUUUUCUUACUCGUACUUAUGAAUUGCGUUUCGGAACUUGAUGUCGGAAUGACGCCCUUGUAUCCUUACUAUGCUAUUUUCUUCGACUUUCCUGUUCAUGUCUUACGAGUUACGAGGUAAUAGGUCUGCUGUGUAUAAUGUAGAGAAGUGCUUGC